Messenger RNA from Colletes gigas, 11902 nucleotides. It is a transcript of the gene Vps13B, whose product is annotated as vacuolar protein sorting-associated protein 13B. The transcript has 38 exons. NCBI's taxonomy places the organism in Eukaryota, Metazoa, Arthropoda, Insecta, Hymenoptera, Colletidae. The record is from RefSeq and is a predicted model, not a curated record. The coding region runs from base 48 to 11360 and encodes 3770 amino acids.
AUCCGUAAGAGUAUGUGGAAUGCAUUGGAUCGCAAAUUAAAAUCACGAUGUUUAAGCUGGAAUCGUAUAUAACACCAGUGAUUCUUAGUUAUGUUGAAAAGUAUGUGAAAAAUUUUAAACCGGAACAAUCUCAGGUUUCUUUAUGGGGUGGCGAUGCAUCGUUUCAAAAUCUUGAUCUACGAUUAGAAGUUUUGGAAGAACAACUUAAUCUCCCUUUUGUUUUUGUCAGCGGUCAUAUACAUGAAUUACUUAUUCAUGUUCCUUGGGUAAAAAUUACUUCAGAACCCAUUGUCAUUACAAUAAAUACAAUAGAAUGCAUUUUAAAAUUAAAAGAUGAUACUAAGGUGGAAGCCAGUACUUCUGUAUUACAGAAGAGGCUGGAAUUGCCACAGGAAGAAGCACCACCUGGGUACAUAAAAAGCAUAGUAACCAAAGUCGUAAAUAACAUAACGAUCAAUUGUAAUAAUCUAAUUCUAAAAUAUGUGGAGGAAGAUAUUGUUCUUAGCGUUAAUGUCAGAUUUUUAAGUAUGCAAACUGUUGAUAAAUGGCAACCAGCAUUUACCGAUGUUAAUCCAUACGAAGUUAUGCUUAGAAAAGUUAUUACUAUUCAGGACCUAACUUUAUGUUUAGACAAAAUGGACGCUUCUGGAAAAAUAGAAAUAUAUCAGGAUCCUGUUCUAUACCGAUGUUCUGUUAUAAUACGUAUGAUCAUAAACUACCAUAGCAACACUGCAAGACAAGCCUCUAUUACACGUUUGGAUCUUCAUUGCCAAAAAAUGGAAUUUAGCAUAACGGAACAACAAAUACCAAUGCUGCUUAGACUAGCUGCGCUGAUAAUGGCAUUGCAAACAAAACAAUUUCCAUCUAGUAGAGAAAAGUCUUUAAUUUCUGUAGAGGAAAGAGAAGACACUGCACAAGAUGAAAUUAGCAUGUUCCACUUACAUGAUCAUGGAAGUGGAAUUGCCGCAGACAAUACUGGGUGGGGUGGAUGGGCUUGGAACAUGGUAUCAUCUUUGUUACCUAUCGAUUGGGACAACGAUUGGUCUACGGAACAACAAAUGGCUUAUUCUGGACAUACUAUUCAUUUAGGCAUAUACGUGCAAGAUACCACCUUAACUUUUAAGACAGUUGAAAAUAUUAAAGAGCAAUUAUUUUAUAAAUCCCGCAAGCUCAGAUAUAAAUCGUUCUUAACAUUGCGAUUAAAUGGCGUGGUGGUAGACACGUUGAUUCAAGGAAUUUCAAUGACUAGUUUUCAAAUUGGAAUGGGUUGUAUACGCAUAUACCCAAGAGGGACGUGUAGCUGCGGGCAUCUUGAAGUAGUUGAUGGAGCACAACCACCUUUGUAUCUAAUAGCUGGAAAGUUAAACACUGAUUAUUUAAAAGAUUCAUUAUUCGAUGAUGAAUCUGUAGAAAACAAAGGAAAGAAGAGAGAUUACAAACAAGGAAUAUAUUAUUAUCUAAAUACAGUUUCGGAGGAACGAUUAAUAGAAAGAUGUCCCGCAUUUGCUAUGGAUUACGUUCAUUGCGUUGAAUUACCAGAUGAUAUUACCCCUGAGAAACUAGCAGAAUUUGGUUCUAAUUUUGAAUACAGCAAUUUUCACGAACGCAGAGUGAUGAGGUAUAUCAUUGGUGAUUUAACUAUUAGAUUAUGUUCAGGUGUUUUUCAUCGUAUCGACACAAUAAAGCAAGCUGCAGCCAAUUACGAUUAUAAUCCAUACCUUGUCACAAAACCAGAUCCACUUGUAGACGAACUUCCACCAGUUACGUUAGAAGAAUAUGAAGCUCUGCGAGAGAAUGUAUCUAUGGUCGAAACAAAAUUAAUGGUAAUGAGAGCAUCUCUACAAUUACAAUUAGCAGAUCACUCUAUUACUGGACUACCACGACAGCGGAAGAUCGUUGAAAGUCGAACGACGCCUUUAACACCUGCUCUUACGGACGACCCUUUCAUGAGUAUCGAAUGUGAUGAAGCAAUAGUAACUAUGCUCCAACCUUUAUAUCCAUUUAGACUUGCAGCAUGCGCAUCAAAGCAAACCGAUCUUUCAACAGAAAUGUUUAACCAAUGUCAUAAGAUUAUUACGCUGCAGGUAAACGGAGCAAGAAGUCAACUUUAUUUAGUAAAAAAUUGCCACACAUCAAUAAUAAUGCCUUACUCGGUUGAAUGUGAAGCAAAGAAAUUGUUGUAUCCACAAUAUUGGAGGAAUGUUGAUUUAAUACAUGAAACAUAUUCAAUACAUGUGGACAGUAUUACAAUUACUGGGACGAAAGCAAAAUUAAUGGUUGCGGCGUCCAUAUUAACUUCAGUAUUCAAUCCCACUGAUAUAACAAAUCCUCUUGUAUGUUCUUCGUUAUUUACAGAUGCCUGUCAAGAAAUCAAUCCUAUAUAUUUGGAGUUGUUAUUGGAAAAUAUAAAUAGUAAAAAAUUAUCAUCGUUGGUUACAGUUUCAAAUGAAAUAAAUAUAAGUUCUGUGAAAAUGUUUGCUUUGAAUGAGUUACAGCAGGCUUUUAUAUUCUCAGGUCCAGAAAGUAAUAUUCAUGGUGAUAUAGAAAACAAACCACUGUUAACAACUGUGAUACAGUUUCCAAAAAAUGUCGAGAAACAAACACAUCCACCUCUUAUCUCGCUUCAGAUGGCAGACAUCAGAGCUUCGCUCGAUCCAUUACUUUUUAAGUGGCUGGAGUAUCGUGUUACGUAUUAUAAUUUAGGUACAUUGUGUACAACACGGCCUGAAGCGCAACAACAUUUCGAGGGUGCAUCAUCCGAUACCGGUACGAAAAAGAAGACGUUUCCCAGUUUGCACGAAAGUGUGCACAGUUCUUCGGACAAAGAAAAAAGAAAAUCGGUUGUGACAACAGAGAAGUCGAAAACUCUACAAAACGAUGAAGUUCAAAAGAAACACGAUUUUAAAAUUGAAGGUGAAAGACAGAACUUACAGAAUUUGGGAAUAUUGGCCAGAUUAGCAGAACUGUAUCCAUGGUGGUGUGGUCUUGUGCUAAGUGGUUGUGUCGGACAUAUUGUUAUUUACAUACCGUCAACCACAAUGAGUGGCAUUGGUGCAUAUGGUAUAGAAGAAGCAAAGGAUAGAGCUUUAAAAUCCGAUAAUAAUUUACAAAUGUUGAUAAUAAAGUUACCCACUCUUCUCGUUCAUUCAUCUAAUAUAAAUUUUGAAUUGUUGACACCUUAUCUUCAAGAGCUGCCUGUUAAGUUACCAAAAUCAAUGUGGACGAAUAAAUUACAGAGUUUUCCAUGGACAUUGAGUCUUGUUGAAUUUCAUUGUUAUAUGUUACAUCAACAGACCCAAAAGAAUUUCAUUAAAAAAGUGUCAUUGAAUGCUACAGUUGCUCUUACAACCAAAGUCACAACAUCCCAAUCAGGAGGAGGGAACACAUUGACUGGUUUAGGUGUUUGCGUUCACAUCGACAAUUCUCCUAUUAUCAUUUCUAUCUCCGAAGAACAGGUAGUUUUCGUGAACAAAAUAAUUUCAAACGUGUUAAGCGUAUUGCGAGUUUCAGCCAGUUCGAACAAAAAUGUUGUGGCUAGUAAUCAAAUAAACACAGAAGCACAAAUAGUUUUGCCUAUCAUACCACAAACUCCAUCUACUCCAACGCAAUUACUUUACCCCGAAGAUACAACUACAAACUCAACUGUUUCCACCUCAAAAGAUGACAUUACGCAAGAAACGGAUGAAUUAGUUUUAUCGGCAUGGAUCCAAUGGACUAUAACAAAGAUAGCAGUUAAAUUAUAUGUCACGGAAAAAGAAAAUGCUUCAUCGUUAAAAUUGGUCCUCGAAUUAGAAGAUAUUAUUACUUCUUUGGACUUACAACCUGUCUAUCUUAAAUUGAAAAGUAAAAUUACAACAGCCACCAUAUUCCAUUACACUAGAGCACUGAAUUCGCCGACUUGGGAUAUCGGUGAGUAUGUAGGCGCGAUACUUUGUGGAAGGGAGGAUAGUUCAGAGAAAGAUGAUGAUUCCGGGUUUCUAAGUUUCACCCUCACUAGAGCAAAGUCAGGAAACGUUCAUACACGAUGGGGUACCUAUAAACGACACAGAACUCAGAAGAAAGAUGUAAUGACAGAAGCUACAUUAUCUGCUAAUAGCUAUAUUUCGGAAGUAGUUGUGAAAAUGCAAAUGGUGGAUGUAAUUCUUCCGCUUACUAUAGUCAGCAAAUAUAUACAACUAUUAAAGCCGUUUACUUUUUUCUAUCAAUCGUCUGAGAAAGAUUCAGCUGAAACUUUCGAACAAAAUUUAACACCACAUUUAGCCAGCGUUGCUAGUCUUGAUAACGAGUCUUUACCAUUGAUAUAUCUGGAUUUCAAAGGGCUUAGAUUAAUGUUGCCAGCCUCGAAUAUAAUGAAAUUCAAACCGCAACAUGAUCUAUUGAUGCUUCAGUUCGAUGGAAUUCGCAUCACGCCUCACGCGGAAAAUCCAAUUUGUAGAACUCCUUUGAGAUUAGAUAUAUAUCAACUGGCGGCUCAGGCAAAUAUUUUAAGCAUACCAGGUUCCGCUGUAGAAGAUCGACAAUAUCAAAUUAAUAUAAAAAGCAUAUGUGCUCAUACGACUACUUGGAAAAAUUAUCAAAUGAGUAUCAACAAGAAAAUGUCGCAAUCUUAUCUUUAUACUAUGAAUGAAAAUCCUGCAUUAGAAUGGAACAAACUUGGCCACGGGAGUAGUUUGGAACAACAGUUUUCCAUGUUACCUUUAUUAUCAAAGUUUGAUUUGUGCUUGAUUAUUGCUCCACCCGUUUUAUUUAAACCGGAUAUAACAGUGUGUGGAAGUGCCGUUGAAGUGAAUUGUAUCAUGGAUAUCGAAGUGACAAUAAAUUUAGAUCAAAUUCAGUUAAUUUCAAUCUUAAAUAAUGAAUUAAAGAACUUGUUUCUGGGAAAUUUUGAACAACACAAAAAUGCAACUGCAUCCACUAAUACACCUCAUAAAAGUUCAUCGACUGUAGGAAGUAUGAAACAAAUUACUUGGACGAAGCAAUCUUCCGACGAUGUCGAUGUUGAUUUUACGAAGGAUAGCGGCAUUGACUUUGAAACAUCUAGCGUGAAUUCGACGAUUAUAGGUAAGCCUACGCAUCAAGAGACUUCUAUACUUUUGCCGUUUGAAUUUUUAGUAAAUUGUGGCAAAAUAACAUUUGUACUUUACGAUAUCCAAAAAGCAAGUACAGAAUACGAAGUUGACAUAAAUGAAAUUGAAGAGGAUGAGAGUGAAACUCAGAAACAACCGCUAUUUUACAUAAUGGUCAAUCAACCAAAUAUUUAUUUUUCACAACAGCAUCCGUUGCAAAAAAUUCAAAUAUCGUGUUUUGAUAUGUCCAUGGCACUGGGAGAAAAGGAAAAUCAAGAAUUAAUUUCAAUACCAACAGAAAAGAAUUUCAAAGUUCUCAUGAUCGAAACGAAAAAUGGCGAUCUACAUCCAGACACAGGCAUUCCCCCAUCUUUUGUGACAAUGAAAUAUGAGAGAACUUUAGGAAAAAAUCCGCAAUUCUCAAUAGAUAUGGGUAGACCUACAAAAGUUUAUUUCUCUUUGUCAAGACUAAACCAGAUAUAUGCUAUGCAAAAGAAGAUAUUAUCGUGUUUUAUGCAUCUACACGAAACAACAUCAACGGAACAGUUUAACGAUACAAAGGUAUCCUCAGUAUCGAAACCAAGAAAAUUGAAUUGGCCUGAUUUAAAUAUAUGUACAAAGCAAAUAGUAUUGUCUCUCAAGACUGAUUCUGGCGCAGAAAUAAUAAUUAGUUUAGCUUUAUUAUCCGGAAGUAUUUCGACUCUUCUUAGGCCUGAUAGAAUAUACUCGAACACUGCCAUAGAUUCUUUAAUCGUAUCAGCAAUUCUCAAUGAAUGUAUAAAGGUUUUCUUAAAUCCAUGGUGUUGCAAUAUUACGGUUUGUUUGCUUUGGGAGCCUUGGCAAAAUGCUGACUCUGUUACCCAAGUACAAAUACAGGCAGACAGCGAUGGUCUUUAUUUAGACUUCGGACCAGAGCACCUAAAAAUUCUAAAGAACGUUAUGGACGACUGUCAAUUGCUGUUAAAUGAAUUGACAACGUCCCCAUCAAAAUGUAAAACUAAUGAGAAACAAAUUGUACUGUCUACCGAGCAACAUUAUAAAGAUGAUCUUAAAGCAGGCGCAUUUCAAUUUGUGAACGGUAAUGCAGACGAACUACCUUUCCCAUAUCAAGUAAUAUUUUUUACCUACCCUCAACAAUCAAUGGCUUGGAGAUAUCCACAACCAAGGACGUUGACACGAAUACAUGUAUCACCAGUUCCCUUCGAAACAUUGGAUUCUGAUAGUGCUUAUGUCGAUAAAGUACCUUGCGCUCUUGAGUAUUGGAGCGAUUGCCACAUGUCCUAUCAGCGUUACAUCGACUUUUAUUUGUCAGAGACAGAUUCGUACCGUUUAAAGCUGCCUGAAAAAGCCCCAGCACGAGCAGUUGCUUGCAUAUGGCGUGUAGUUUUAUUAUCGAUGAGUAAUCGACCACUUUCCAAAACGAUUAUUUCAGCUCGUGUUCUUGCAGCAUGCUUACGUAUUGAUUCGUACUUCAAUUCUUCGAUCAUACCGAAUCUACAAGCUGCACUUAAUAUCGGCACCAUACAUAUCUCCGUGUACAAUCAUGUUAACAACGACAUGUAUAAUCAUUUGCAACCACCGUUGAAACAAUAUACCCUGAAAGGUACGAUACCUGAAAUUCAAUGCUUCAUGGCCUUGGAGCACAAGGAAGCUAUCUUUGUACUUAACAGGUGGAUAGAUGGUUCGAUGUUGAUCGAUAUCAGUGGUAUAUUCAGUGUACACGUAUUAGAUUAUAGUCAUUUGAACAUGCAAGAAAUACUCGAUCCCUUGGAAGCAAGAUUUCAGCUGUCAUUGUCGGACAAAACAGAUGUAUCUUUAACAUGUAGUCCCUUCUCGUUGAAACUGGGACCGACGAUAGCACACUCGCUCGCUGUUUCGGCUCAUUUGUGGUUUGCAUUUUUAGAAGAGGAAAACAAAAAUAUGAUUUUAUUCACACGCUAUGUGAUAGCCAAUGACAGUAAUGUACAUAUUCUAUUUGGUCAAAGUGGUACGGGAGACAAUAUAUUGUUGGAAAGUAGACAAUGUACUUUUUACUCGUGGCGACAUAUCGGCAACAAGAUGAUACGAAUAGCGAUAGAAGAAAAUAUCUGGUUGUGGAGCAAACCAUUCUCCGUAGGCACGGAUGGUAUUCAAGCAAUCGAAUUUAACAAUUCUGCAACGAAAGCAGCGGCAUUUGUAAGCGUUACGUCGCUCUCUGCCACGCAAAAGCUCGUGACGUUCUCUGGCCAGCUUAUAAUCUCCAAUCAAUUGAUCGACAACUUUGAAAUGAAAUUGGUUAAGUACGAAUCUGACGUUGGAUCGAAGGUAAAUCUAUUAAAGGAUGUGUACCUAAUUUCUGGUAAAAGUUGCCCGCCAUCCAUUAUACUCGACGGGACUAAGAAAAUGGCAAUACGUUUACGGUUUACCACCGUGCCAAACCUGUCGUGGACAGGAGAUAUUCCCCUGCAACCUAAUGCUAAGUGGGGUCAACCGUGGCUAGUUAAAGUACCAUGGCAGGAACGUGGACAAUUUUUAAGCAUUUGGGUACGAAUAGUGACGCAGACCAUUCAGGACAGAACGAAGAUACUAGCUGUGCUCAGCCCACUUUAUAUGAUUCGAUCACACUUGCCAGUACCAGUCAGAGUGCAGAUGGAUACGCCCUCGUUGAAAAUAUCCCUAAGUACAAUGGUAAAUGGUUGUGGCGAACGACAACAAUUGUACUGCCCUGGAACGUUUGAACAUUUUCAUCAGUUGACGUUUCAAUUAGAAUCCGGAGUUUCUACAUCGAAUCCAUACGUACCGUUGUCGUAUAGUUCUGUGGAUCAACGAAAGUUCUUCAGGAGGCCUGAAACUGAAGAUAUCGAUAGUAUUCUAAAGGAUCUUAAUGGCGAAAGCGACGAGAUGGCAUGGCCUUUCCAGGGAGACGCGAUAGAGGAAUGGAUAUCUACGGAGCAACCACAAACACACGUGCAAGUAAAAUAUCAAGAUGCUGGAUUAGUCUCGAGCACAUUGCUGUUAGAAUUGCAACCUUGGUGUUUUAUGUUGAAUUCCAUGGGAUGUCACUUGUCUCUUGUGUCAGAAGAUACCGAACAUUGUCAAAUCCCUCAUUACGGUAUCGUAACGCCGCCAAAAUUGGAAGGUACGUUUCAUUUAUGUGUUGGCGUUGGUGACACGUUUUAUACAUCGCAAGCUCUUCAACUGGCACGACCCGAUUGGAGCCAAAGCUUUUACAUGCCACGAAUCGGUGGGCUGAUUCCUGUCGAUGGAAAUAUUAAAACGUGUGUCGAUUGCGGUUCAAGUGUCUCUAUCAUGAGCAUCAAUUCAAGUAUGCACGAAGAUAUGCGUCUCGUACGUAUAAGAAGCAGUCACGUUAUCAGUAAUUUAACGCCACAAGAAUUGUGCAUUGCUACAUUGGCGGUGCACGAAGAUGCAACCAGACUUGAACUGCCUAACGACCUCACCCUUUACAGCCUUAAUAUUUCACCUGUGGAAGAUCAGAAACAGGGCAUGCCUAUCACGCAAUGGUAUACUUUGUACAUGGAAGACAUCGUAGAGCCCCUUGUUCUUUACAUAUCUUUGAGUUUAGGACAUAAAUGGUCUUGUCCAAUUCGAGUCGAUCAAGGUAUGAGUCGCAAGUGUAUUGCUAUUCCAAAUGGCUCUAGUACUAUGCCAAUAGUCAUUACGACGCAAGAGGACAAAGGUACAACGUACAUAAUGAUUCACAUAGAUCAUCAUCCGCAAUUGCUAAUUGAAAAUACUUGCGCUUUCAAAAUUUUACUGGGGCAGGCCAAUGAAACAGCGGAUGAAGUACUACCAGAUACUUGUCACUUCACAUGGAUUUGCGAAAUCGAAAGCAACGCUACGUGCCAUUAUUCUAUCCCAUCUGUUAGUAACAGAUUACCAGAUGUACCUGUCCUAAACGCAUCGAAUGUAUUAUUAUUUUCUGCCGUAACGAACAAUCAUAAUGAGCAGCCAUCGAGAAACAGAGAUCUGCGAUGGUCCAGGGGUAUAAACCUGUCUUCGAUAUCAAGUGCACCGGUAGACCAGUAUGUACGACUACCAUCAUACGGUGAUGUAAAGCUGAUUAUGCAGAAUCGUUGUUAUACCACACUUAUCAGUAUUGUUCCCAUAUCACAAGUGGAAGUAUCAGCGCGAGAUAUUAGAAGUCGACUUGUACGCAAGGAGAAUGAUACGAAAGAUGUAGAAAUGCUAAACAGUACGUUUGCUGAUCAGACAGAGGACGAUAGAACAACGAUAAAUGUACAGAAUUCUGAUAGCUCAACGUCGAUAACGACUUUCUUCUCGGCUCAAGAUGACACUGCAAUGUUAGAAGUUACAUCUCCUUCGCAAAUAAAUUUGCGACAAUUAAUUACAAACAUAGACAAUGUAAAAACUAAUACGAUCGAUGACACAAAGGCCAUCGAAGAGAGCAAUUCUAAAGAGGGCUCAGCAACCGUUUGUCUUCGUGGAGUUACCAUUGUCCUUAUGCACGACAUGAAUGAAAAUGCACAAAGGAUCGAAGUCGCUAGUUUAUCCAUGACCGAUGUCAUAGUUACUGCAACUACAAGGUCUAAAAUCGUCAACUUAUGCACUUUUAUAGGUGAUUUACAAUUGGAUAAUCAAUUAUUUGAUCAAGGAGGUUUUGAUUUCCCAGUAGUGUUGAUAAGUCAAAGCCCACUCGUUACGAAAGGAGCGGGAUAUUAUAUAAACAAUUGUUUAAUAAAUAAGCUAGAACAAAUCAGAGAAAACUCUUUGAUAGCGAUUGAUUACGUUUUGGAGAAACAGGGAUAUUUAAGAGCAUCGAAAGAGCUUUAUUUAAAAAUUGCACCGAUUAGUGCCUACAUCGAAGAUACGUAUAUAGCUCAAUUAUUAACUUAUGCAACUUCAAUGGUACCACCAAGAUUUUUAAUACCAGAUGAUGUAAGAAAAACGCAGACGUUAAUUUCAACUACUGGAGUGUGCAUACCCGAUUACAUAAUGGUCGAUACAAAAAUAUUAAGUGCUCCGUUAAGGCUACAGAAUUUGAAAAUAGAACCCGUAUCUAUCUUACUAAGCGUUCAUACUUCUGUACGCUUAUACGUGGCUUUGGAUCAUUCACCCCUAUACUUUGGUACAUUUGAGAAAAAGAAUGUUUUGACAACACCGUACAGGCUUGGUAAUGCACUUACAAUGCAUUAUUUAUCUGGUGCGAUAUUUGGAGCAGGUUGGGUAGUCGGGUCUUUAGAGAUAUUAGGUUCGCCAGGAAGUUUGGCGCAAGCUCUUGGUUCGGGGCUUAGAGAUUUUAUUUCUCUUCCGUUUCAAGGUUUGUUGCAAGGACCAUGGGGGUUUAUCGUUGGAAUAACACACGGUUCAGCCAGUUUAAUGAGACACGUUACAGCAGGUACUCUAAAUUCCGUAACGAAAUUAGCGUCCAGCGUAGCACGAAAUUUAGAUCGUCUGACGCUCGAUGAAGAGCAUUUGCAAAGACAAGAGGAGUCUAGAAGAAUGCGACCUCAAGGCAUGGCGCAAGGACUUUAUCAAGGCUUAUCCGGCCUCGGGAUGAGCGUUCUCGCCGCGGUGGCUGGUCUUGCUCAUCAUCCCUUGCAACAAGUUUUGUCAGGAGAAAUGACAACCAAAAGUCUUGUAACUGGCGUUGGACUUGGAUUGGUAGGAGUGGUUACAAAACCAUUAAGCGGAGCUGCAGAAUUAGUUGCAUUGACUGGACAAGGGCUACUUCAGGGUGCUGGUUGGAAUUCAUUACCCUCGCCACGACAACGACCCGUGGUCCAAUAUACAACUGGCAAUAAUAGUGCAUCUAUCAGAUAUGCUUGGUGGUUGUUACCCUUGCUUGAAAAUAAUCAUGGCAAUAUUUUGCAUGUUACCAAUGCAGAUUAUGUGAUUCAACAAGGCAGUAAUCGUGCCAUAACAUUAGUUCUAACGAGGCAUGCACUAUUGCUAGUUAACGUGGCCGAAGAUAGUGUAGAGCGAAUAUUUUUAUUGAAAGACUUAACCAGUGCUGACCACCAUCUUGAUUCGACAAUAUGUUUGUACUGUACUCCUGAGACGACGCAAACAAACAGACCCGUAUCACCUGCCGCAUAUGAGAUGGAUCAAGAAAUGCGAGCACGAGUAGCGGAAUACGUGAGAACUAGUAGUACAGGGUUAGCCAGUGUCUCCACGAACAGUGAUGGACAAUCUGAUAUUUUUGAGAACGCUACACCUCAUUCAGACCGUACUCUUACAUUUUAUGUUUCUCCAGAUUCGCGUAAUUAUUUAUUAUCGUUGUUUAACAUCGCUAAACGACAAAGUCAAGGUAGCGGAUUUAGAGUACUGUAACAAAUAAUUUCAACAAGCUAGAUUAAUUUUACGCAUCCGCUGGUGGAUUGGAUAAUUAAUAUUUUUGGAUAAUGGAAAGUGAUAAAUCAGUAUUACGCUUUGAAUUAAAAAAUUUGUUGAUCAAGAUCAAUACGCGAAACACAUCCUGGUUGCUUGAGGUUUGUGUACAUACUAACAUUUUUUAAUUUAAUUAAUCCGAAUGAUAUACGAUAGAUGAUUUUUAAAUUUAUGAAUUACAUCCUAAAUGUGUUUUUAUACACGGAAUUAAUGACAAUAUGCACAAUUCGAGAAUCGUUCAUAUCUAAAGACAUGCUUUUUCAAUUUUUUAUACAAAAAAAUGUGUACAUUAAAGAAAUUUCCAUGUCCUUUAUUUACCGGACAAUAUAUAUUGUACAUAUGGUAAACAAGCUGCAUUAAGUAUUUAUAUAAAUUCAAGAGUAAUGAAUAAACAAUGUUGCAUUUGAUUUACAUAUAUUCUGUGCAAUUUUACAGAUUAAUUAUAAAUAACAUACGAAAGACUUGUAAUAUAGAAAAUAUUUGGU